Oldenlandia corymbosa var. corymbosa is the source of this 795-nucleotide messenger RNA. NCBI's taxonomy places the organism in Eukaryota, Viridiplantae, Streptophyta, Magnoliopsida, Gentianales, Rubiaceae. The record is from the annotation of a GenBank genome assembly.
AUGGAGGGAUUAGAGGUACAAGAUUCAGCCAUGGCAGCUUCACCUUCUUCAUCGAGUAGGUAUACAGUGGCACCCAAUAGGUAUUCAAGCGAAGACAUACUGUUCUGCAUCGAUGUAGACCCAGAAUCCAUGGUGGAGAUGAAGUCUGUUGGAUCCAAUGGCAGGCCCUUUACCAGAUUGGACAUUAUUAAGCAAGCAAUCCUUCUGUUUGUCCACUCUAAGCUCACUAUAAAUGCUGAUCAUCGUUUCGCCUUCACUGUUUUGGGGAAAACUGCUUCCUGGCUUCGGAAAGAGUUCAGCAGUGAUGUUGACUCUGUGUUAUCAGCAUUCCGGGGGCUUUCACUUGAUACAUCCUCUGGUCAAGCAGAUUUGACACAACUAUUUAGGAUAGCAGCUCAUGAAGCGAAAAAAUCUCGCUUGCAAAAUCGAAUCCUGAGAAUUGUACUAUUGUAUUGUAGGUCUUCAGCACCCCCGCAUCAUCAGUGGCCAGUCACUCAGAAACUCUUCACUUUGGAUGUGCUCUACCUGCAUGACAAGCCUGGACCUGAUAAUUGUCCUCAGACGGUCUACGAUGCUCUUGUUGAGGCCCUCGAACAUGUCAGUGAAUAUGAGGGCUACAUAUUCGAGAGUGGUCAGGGGCUUAGCCGUGUCAUCUACCGUUACAUGUGUAUACUAUUAUCUCACCCUCAGCAGAGGACUGUACAAGAAGAUAUUGGCAUACCUAAACCUCUCGUGAAGAAGUCUGCAACUGCUGACGUGCCAACUGAUGAUACAGCUCCCAUGUCCAGUCAGUAA